AUGGCGGAUGGAGAGAGCAAAGAAAGCACAUCCAAAACAAACCCUUUUGAAGAGUUGUCUUUCCUUGUGUGGGGCCCAAACAUAAAGGAAGAAGUUUUUAAACGAUGGACUCAAGGUUUUGUAUUUAGCUCUGACGAACCCAGUGCUCUCAUUCAAGAACAAGGAGGACCUUGUGCWGUGAUUGCAUCAGUGCAGGCCUAUAUUCUAAAAAAUGUGUUGUUCUGUGAUGGUAUGAUACCUCCAUCAACAAGUAAUUGGAGACAGAUAACAGAACCUACUGAAUAUCACAAAGUAGUUUGUAACCAAGAACUCCAUCUGCAAACAAGUAGAGAAAUUCACUCUUUAUUAAGCCAUGUUGAGUGCAAGACUGUCAGUGAAGCAAGGUCACUAAUAGAAAAAAACUUUCAUAUAUUUGAAGGUCUUUUUGGUGUUCUUCUGUUUUUAUACUCCAUGAUUCUGACAAGAGGAAUAGAGUUAAUUAAAAGUGAAAUGAGUGAUCCUGGAGAACCUCUUGUUGAUGAAAAUUUUGGUUAUGGAAGUCAGACUUUAAUCAAUCUUUUAAUGACUGGAAAAGCAGUUUCAAAUGUUUGGAAUCUAAGCAAAGCAGUAGGAGGAUUGGAACUAAAAGGUAUUCCUAAGCAGUCUGAAAUUGGAUUUUUAACUAUACUAGAAGCUCACAGAUACUGUGAAGUUGGUAGUUUUUUGAAGUGCCCUAUUUAUCCUAUAUGGUUACUUGGCAGUGAAACACAUAUUACUGUAUUGUUUUGUGUUGACCAAUCACUGACCGGAAUAGAGUCACCUAAAGAAGAAGCUGAAAGGGUCUUCAAAUCUUUUGAUGAACAAGAAAAUGGAUUUAUAAAAAGUGAUAAGCUAUUGGAAGUUAUGGAAAAACUUGGUUUUGAAACCGAUCCUGAAUAUGUGAAAUUUAUGAAAACAAGGCUGGACCCAGACUCUAUAGAUGUUAUACUUCUCCCACAUUUUAUGGAUGAAUUCUUUCCUGGUGAGAGUAAUCAAUCACAGUGGACGAACCCUUUUGCUGUUUAUCAUUAUAAUGGUCUUGGAAUUAAAAGCAGCACAUCACCAUCUAAAAAGGUUAUGUUUAUCGAGGGUAUGGCAAGUAUAGAGCCAACAGAUACUAGCUACAUUGCUGAAGAAGAAAUUGUCACUUGUUUACGGACGAAAUGGAGUGGGAUAACUGUGGCGUGGCAAUCAAGAUUCCCUCCCUCGUUAAACUAAUAUUCGUUGUUACUGUAAAUUUCCCUAACUUACUACACAGGCAACUCCUGGUACUCCUCUGAAGAUAUCAAGAAACUUAAUCCGCUCUGCUGUAUGUCUUGAUGCUUGCUCAAAAAAUUUUCAGAGACAACUGUAUAAAUUACUGUGGCUAAGUAACAAAGUAGCUUUAUAUUUUUACGAUAUAAAUUAUCUUCAUGCUUGCUCUAAAACAUUUUCAGAGACAACUGUAUUAAUUAUUGUGGCUAAGUAACAAAGUAGCUUUAUAUUUUUAUGAUAUAAAUUAUUUAUGGAGAUUAUUUAAGUACUUUGAAAUAGAGAUAUAUAUUAUUGUA
This is a messenger RNA of Exaiptasia diaphana, 1568 nucleotides long. Its product is annotated as ubiquitin carboxyl-terminal hydrolase MINDY-3 homolog. Gene Ontology annotation, molecular function: calcium ion binding; cysteine-type deubiquitinase activity; K48-linked deubiquitinase activity. The record is from RefSeq and is a predicted model, not a curated record. The transcript has 14 exons. Gene Ontology annotation, biological process: protein K48-linked deubiquitination. Bases 1 to 1236 code for a protein of 411 amino acids. NCBI's taxonomy places the organism in Eukaryota, Metazoa, Cnidaria, Anthozoa, Actiniaria, Aiptasiidae.